Messenger RNA from Saccoglossus kowalevskii, 2147 nucleotides. Its product is annotated as laminin subunit beta-2-like. The record is from RefSeq and is a predicted model, not a curated record. Gene Ontology annotation, biological process: tissue development; animal organ morphogenesis. Lineage: Eukaryota; Metazoa; Hemichordata; Enteropneusta; Harrimaniidae.
GUAUUCCCAGGAUCAGUGAAAGUGGAAAGUGGUAGCCAGAGAUAUUUUCACAAGAAUUUGGCGAGAAAAUAUAACUCCAGCGAAAAAAUGAGGUAGUCCAUUUCUAUCUUACAGGUAGUCCAUUUCUUUAUCACCCAGAGAAAGAGGUUGAGAAAAAUUUAUCAUAUUUCCUGAACUACUUGCGAAUAAUGAAUCACUUGUGGACUGCGUUAAUUAUUUUGACUGCUGCUAUAGCAACGGUUGCCCAGGAUACUGGGGAGUGUAACAAUAAAGCUUGUUAUCCAUCAUUUGAGGAUCUCAUUGUUACAGCGUUUAUAAAUAGGACGGUUUCUGUAAGUUCAACGUGUGGCGAUCCUGCAAACGAUUACGAACUUAUUUACAUUAACACGCAGGGCGAGGAGAUGCUGAUACAGGAGACUUGUAAUGCUUCGAUCCCGGAAGAAUCUCAUCCGAAGGACUAUUUGUACGAUUCUCUAAAAGAGGUUCAACUGGGCGUGGAGGUCGAUGUUCCAAAUCUUGACACUUGGUGGCAGUCUACUAACAAUGCAGACAAUACCCAGCUGAUACUUUCUUUGGGUGAUGAAUUUCUCUUUCAGAGUAUGACGAUUGCUUUUCGCAGUCCUCGACCGCAAGAUAUGUGUAUUGAAACAAGCAUCGAUUAUGGGAUUACAUAUAAAAAAUUACAAUAUUAUGCGCAGGAUUGUGCGAGCAGUUUUCCCGAUAUUCCACUUACAGACAUAAAUAAUCCAGUACGUGUCCUCGAAGCGACAUGCAUUGAAGCAUACUACCAGGGUGAUUCAAGUACAACGGUUCCUGGAACCAUUCAACAGGUGCUUUACAAUCCGGCUUCUUUAUUUGGAUCAAGUUUUUUCGCGUAUGAAUCACAAACAUAUUUCUUAGCAACCGAUAUCAGAGUCACCCUGAUCACUGCUCCUGGAUCUGGAGACCCAUUACGAAGCUUUUUUGCCGUUGUUGACUGGGAUGUUACAGGUCAGUGUGCAUGUUUUGGACAUGCUGAAGAGUGCAUGGGUGAGAAUGGAGCAGAUUGUAUAUGUCAGCAUAAUACAGAAGGUAAAAACUGUGAGUCGUGUUUACCAUUGUAUAACAACAGAGAAUGGCAAGCUGGUUUUGGAUCAAGUGCAAAUGAAUGCGAAGAAUGUGGGUGUAAUGGACAUGCUACGUCUUGUCACUAUGAUGAAACGAAAGGAACUGGUGUCUGCGACGAUUGUACCGACAAUACAACGGGCGAUAAAUGUGAACUGUGUUUGCCAUCGUAUUUUAUCAAUCCAUACACGAUACCGGGUGUGAACGAAACAUGUGACGAAUCAUUGGUGUCCUAUCCAUGUGAUCAAAGUUGUCUUUCAUGCAACUGUAGUGUGGAAGGCACCAAAAUGAAUACUGAUUGUGAUGGAAUCAGCGGCCAAUGUGAGUGUAAAACCAACGUUGAGGGCAGAGCUUGUGAUGUAUGUAAAGACACGUACUGGAAUCUUCAACCAAGUAAUCCCAAUGGUUGCCAAGAGUGUACUUGUCAUGCGCCUGGGUCUAAGGACACUUCCAAGUUUUGUGAUAAGGAAACUGGUCAGUGCAUAUGUAAAGCAAAUACUGAAGGAGCCUUAUGUGAUAAGUGCAAGGAUGGCGCUUUCUCGUUGCAAGCCAGCAACCCUGAUGGAUGUACUCUAUGUAAUUGUGACAUUGGUGGCGCUGUAGCCUCCCUCUGUGACAAAGACUCUGGAGUGUGUGGCUGUAGAGGAAGUCAUAUCAUUGGCCGAUCUUGUAAUGAAACUGAGGCCGGAUACUACGUACCUAAACUAGAUGGUCUUUUAUAUGAAGCCGAGCUAGCUUCUUCAGAUCAGCCAAUUGUCAUCGAAGAACAACCUGGGCAUGGUGAAGGUGACGUGACUGGUAUCGGUUACCUUGUGGUCAGCGAGGGAGGUACUGUAACUUUUUCAAAUGUGGUGGUGCCAAGAAACCAACAAUAUGAAGUUGUGCUGAGAUAUCAGAGUGAAAGUCUAUGGAACUCUUUUAGUUUGACACUGACGAUGAACUCUCCUGAGCCAUAUAGUUGUGGGGAUAUUGAUGUACCAGGCGACCCAAUAGCGUUGGUGGCUGGCACAGACUUACCAGCUGCAUCGCCCAGUGGUAAGUAA